CACGGUGACAUUUACCGGCGGUCCGUCCCGCGCCGGAAACGCAGCGCUUCUCCAACCAAACAACAGACAGGCACCCAGCGGGGCAUCACACGCACCGAGUCCGCCGACGGACACCGGAGGGGGAGGCGAGAGACGCGCGCAGCACCUUACCGCACAUACUGAACGAGGACCAUGGAGAACGGAAGCAACGGCUCGGACGCGAAUUACGGGAGCCAGAUCCCCGUGAUUUACACCAACAGCAGCUUCUGUGGGAACUUCAGCGACGGCAACAACACCACGAGCUUCACGGAGGCGCCAUGCCACAGGGAACGCGGACUGACCGGCAUCAUAGAGGACGACGCCAACCCGGUUAUCAUAGCGAUUGUUAUCACCGCUCUCUACUCCAUCGUGUGCGUGGUGGGGCUGGUUGGAAACGUGCUGGUCAUGUAUAUCAUCGUAAGAUACACCAAAAUGAAGACCGCCACCAACAUCUACAUCUUCAACCUGGCUCUGGCCGACUCCUUGGUCACCAGCACGCUACCAUUCCAGAGCGUCAACUACCUGAUGGGGACCUGGCCGUUUGGAGACAUACUGUGCAAGAUGGUGAUGUCCAUCGACUACUACAACAUGUUCACCUCCAUCUUCACGCUCACCACCAUGAGCAUUGACCGCUACGUCGCUGUGUGCCACCCAGUCAAAGCGCUGGACUUCAGGACACCGCGUAACGCCAAGAUUGUCAACGUCUGCAACUGGAUCCUCUCCUCGGCCAUCGGGCUGCCUGUGAUGUUCAUGGCCUCCACCGCUGUCACCGUUAGAGAAAAAUCCAGCAUCGUUGACUGCAAGCUGAUAUUCCCCCACCCCUCCUGGUACUGGGACACCCUGCUGAAGAUCUGCGUCUUCAUCUUUGCCUUCAUCAUGCCUGUCCUCAUCAUCACCGUCUGCUAUGGCCUUAUGAUCCUCCGGCUGAAGAGUGUGCGCAUGCUAUCGGGCUCCCAGGAGAAGGACAGAAACCUGCGUCGGAUCACCCGUAUGGUCCUGGUGGUGGUUGCCGUCUUCAUUGUGUGCUGGACGCCUAUCCACAUCUUUGUCAUCCUCACAGCUCUGAUCAAUAUCCCCAGCUCCACGCUGCAGACUAUCACCUGGCACUUCUGCAUUGCCCUGGGCUACACCAACAGUAGUCUGAACCCGGUUCUUUAUGGCUACCUGGAUGAGAACUUCAAGCGUUGUUUCCGUGAGUUCUGCACCCCGAGUCCCUCGGUGUUAGAGAUGCAAAACUCGUCCCGGACCGGAGCCACCAGCCGCAAGCUCCCACAGCGCGAACACCACAGUGCAAACACAGGAGAAAGGUCCAAUCAGCAGGUAUGACUAGCCUUGGAGGGGUCGUCGGUGGACUCUCGCUGUUGUGGCGGCGUUGCCAACGACGAUCUCAACUCAGAGGUCACGCAGGUCACCACAGGGCUCUGACCACACAAACGCAAACAACUCAUACACACAAAUAAUCCAGGCUCAUGAAUGAGACUCAAUAGCACAGACCGUUUUGACGAUGUGUCGCAAGCUUAACUGCAGCGCUGCAUCAGGUCAGGCCGUUCACCUGCCGGGCAGUCUAACUGUUACUAACUGCAUGGCUGAGCAAGGCUUUUACUCUUACUGAAACACAUACAGAGAUGGGUUUAAGACAAAUUAAAACAGAAACCAAGUAUUAUUACAGUGCCCCUCCUGACUGAAGAAGCUGUUGCUUUAAAUUGUGCAUUACAGCUUUAUAGGAUUUUUUAUUUAGUUUUUAUUAUUAUUAUCAUUACUAUGAUAAGAUAGACUAUACAGACUGAACAUGUGCAGUAAACAAAGACAGACAGAUCUAUAAAAAUCUAUAAAAGCCACCCACACACCACACUAACAUUUUUUUUUCUGUACGCUCCAGACAAAGCUGCCUCAUUGAUCUAAACCUCCUCUCCUAACCGUCCUCCUGUCGCAGAUACUUGUCUUGUUUGCAGAGUUAAUAUGACUUCAGUCCAAUCUGUCACUUUUCCUCCUGAUGUUUUCUAUUUGUACGUGCAAGAGGACAGUGUAAGGUGCCUGGAAAUGUGGAUUAAUGGGAGUUGACUGGACGGUAAAGAAUCUGAUCUGAUUUUGGACUUGUGAGAGAGGCUCUGCGGCUCCCUCGCCACAUGAAGACAUCACUGGAAAGGAGGUGUUAUUCAAAGUCAUUUACAGCACAAACGGUGCUCCCUGUCCGCCCUCUGUAUGGAGUCCACCCUAUUAACACUGCUCUCAUUGAUCUGCACAGCACUGUGCUGGCUUUGGUCACUUCAGGAAAAUUGACUGUGUUGACGUACAGCUGUGCUCCCUCCUCUCCAUUCACCUAACCCUUUGUUUUAUAUGCUGCCCCUUCAGUCUCCAUCCUUUCAUUUCCUUCUUCGAUCUUUGUUCUGUCUCUGUGAAGCUGUUUUCUACGCUUUUGCUGGACUUUAUCAUUAAGUACACAUACAGUAGAGCGCCUUAUGUUCUCUCUGCUGAAUCUGACAAACUUCUGAAUGUACAGAGUGAGAACCAGCUGUGUUCAUCACACUGGAUCCUUGUGCUGAACUGUGGAUCCUCUAAACCAGCAAAGGUAAUGCAGCAGCCUGUUUGCGCAGCUCACAGAGCGUGCUAUUGUGGCAUAUAGUGCGAACAUGUGUGUCUACCAGUGUAUGAUUAACCACAGCGUAACAGCCAUUAUAACAGCAAUUGGUUUUAUUGGAGUUACUUCUCCUCUGAAGAAGUUAACAAGUGAGCCAAGCAGGAUUGUACAUCUGUUGUAAUCUUUAGAAUUGCUUGUGCUUGACGUGUCGUGCUGUAUGCUAUACUUGCCAGUUGCCUUUACAGUAGCUCUACUCGAUAUUCUGUGUACCAGUAUUUUUUUUUAAUGAUCUGUAAAGAUGAACAUGAUUGUAUUACCCUCCCAUGUAAAAUACUUUAAGUGUCCUGUUGCUUUUUUUUUAUAAACGUGAAACCAUGAAUUUGCCAGAAGAUGAUUUCUGAUGAUCACGGUGGACCAGCAAGUCAUUGCGAUUCUAAAUAUUUGUCAUAUUGAAGCUGCCUUGUGAACUGAAGAGAUAUUAACCGGAAAACAAUGUGUGUAAAAGCUUAAAUUGUGAAUUCCAAAAUGAAUGCAGAGUUUAACUUUAUCUGUUUCAUGUAGGGUUUUUGGUUUUUUUGUUUGUUUUGACUUAAAACUUGUGUAUCAAGAUGUCACUCUGUACAUACAGACAGUCUAUUUGUGGUAUCGCUGCUUUCAGUCAGUUUUGAAAGAAUAUACAAUAGACUGUUAUUAUUUGCAGUAUUUCAGGCUAACCAUGACAGAAAAUAUGUUUAAAGGUUACUUCACCCACAAAAUGAGCAUCUGUAUAUCAGUCAGUCACCCCAUGUUACGUUGAAUCCAUGAAGAAAACUUUGUUUCUCUUGCAUGCCUCUGGUGAACGAAGGAUCUAAAACCUGAGAAAAUUCUUGAUGAAUUGAAGUCAUAGGGGUCCACUUUUGACAACGACAACUAUAUCAAAAUAUCUGUUUACAAAUUCUCACACAACUCAUGCAGUAUAAUCCAUGUCUCAUUUAUCCAGGCGUUUGCUCAGUACUUCCCAAACACAUGCAUGUUUGCUAAAGCCGUACUAUUUGAAAGACUUGUAGGUAAACAGCCUUACCCACAGAAGAGUAGUGCGCCUAGGCAAGUGUGUGCGUUUGAACUCCGCUCAAUUGAAUCGACAACUGAAGUUCAAAAGCAUGCACUUCUGCUAAAAGUGUGUGACUUGUAGCUGUGUCUCAAUUCAGGGACUGCCUUCAGGGUCGACGUCGGCCACAUCCUUUGAAGACCCCAUCAGCCAAACUAAACGAUCUCCGAAAUGGGACGGUCUGGUCUGCAGAGGAUUUCCUGGUUGCAUCACCAGUUGUUUUUGCUCCGACCCGUUGGCGUUACUGUCAUUAGCAACCAGCUGCGCUUGACGAAAGAAGGAGUAAGCGAGUAAGUUAGUUAGCCUUAAAUCAUGGGUUCCAGAGAUUCUUAUUAUAAUCAUACAGUCAUUCAUUCAUUUCCGUAACCGCUUAUCCUCUUGGGGAUCGCAGGGAGGCUGGAGCCUAUCCCAGCUGACAUUGGGCGAGAGGCGGGGUACACCCUGGACAGGUCACCAGACUAUCACAGGGCUGACACAUAGAGACAGACAACCAUUCACACUCACAAUCACACCUACGGACAAUUUAGAGUCACCACUUAACCUGCAUGUCUUUGGACUGUGGGAGGAAGCUGGAGUACCUGGAGAAAACCCACGCUGACACAGGGAGAACAUGCAAACUCCGCAUAGAAGGGCUCCCUGCUGGAGGGAACCCUCUUGCUGUGAGGUGACAGUGCUAACCACUGCGCCACAGUGCCACCCUUGUUACGAUAUAUAUGUUAUUUAAUACUUGAGGAGAUGAUUCACCACCAUAGACACCACCACUUGAUAUAUUUCAGGCUGAUGGACAGUGGUGAAUUGAGAUUGUUAAAGCUGUUUAACAGUUAACCAUUAACUAGUUAACAACUGUUAGUAAACUUAACUUAAUAUAUAAGUGCACAGUGCAUCUUGGGAUAGGCUGGGCCACAAAGGAUUCAUCCGUUGCAUCCUCCAAAUUCUGGCAAAGAAGGCUGCAUUUCUCAGCCACAUUUGAAGGAGCCUUCAAAAUGGGACAACUUUGGUUGCACCAAUGUGACACUAUCAGUCUUCAAAUGCAGCCUUCGAAGGCUGCAGCCCCUGAAUUGAGACACAGGUUUUGUAAGUGGAUGCUCUAAUAUAGUUUUGCUGUUGUUAAAUGUGCCCCGCUAUGAUUUCAGUUCCUCAAGAAUUAUAUCCAUUUUUAUAUUUUUUGUUCACCUGAGGUGUGCAAGAAAGGCUGAGUGGUUUUCAUGAAUUGAACGCAGCACAGGGUGAGUAAGUGAUACACAAAUGAUCACUUUGCUGGAAAAGUAUUCCUCUAAAAACACAAGGCCAAAUUGAGAUUGAAAUAUUACAGAAACAGCAGCUGAGUCUGGCUACAUGAGGCAUCGAGUGUCACAUGCUGUAUCUCAUGCGACAAAAUGUACAAAAUGUUUCAUCUCACAAGAAACACAUUAUGUGCAGGAAACAAAUGUUGAGGGGCCAAGUUUCACCUUUGUAGGCUGGGAAUGGUGGAGGCUGGUGUAGCAACCUGUCAGUGAUGUUUAUCCAUCAUGAGACGAAGAUAAUGAUACAUUCUCGGGCACAAAAGGUGACUUUUGGCAUUUGUACCAUUAAGAGUCAUUGUGCAGUGGGCGACACUUGGUGUACCAUACAGAAUAUUCUCUUGGUUAGAAAUUAAAAAUAUACAUAAUGUAUAAUUUCAUGCUGUCCAUGAUCUGCACACAUGCCACCAUUAAACUCUUUUUUUUACAUAUAUAAUUUGCUCAUUACUUGUAUUCUAGUCUUGAAAUUAGGUUGCUUGUAAUCUAAUGUACAGACGAUAAUUUCUACUUUAUGUACGACACUCUGUAACACAAAACAUAUAAUUUUACUGUUAAUCAGUGCAUUGUCUAUGGAAUAAAAUGUAAUUCAGAGUCUCA
Epinephelus moara (kelp grouper) is the source of this 5560-nucleotide messenger RNA. RefSeq names its product opioid receptor, mu 1 (gene oprm1). Bases 172 to 1344 code for a protein of 390 amino acids. The transcript is spliced from 6 exons. Gene Ontology annotation, molecular function: beta-endorphin receptor activity; G-protein alpha-subunit binding; G-protein beta-subunit binding. Gene Ontology annotation, cellular component: neuron projection; membrane. The record is from RefSeq and is a predicted model, not a curated record. Gene Ontology annotation, biological process: G protein-coupled opioid receptor signaling pathway; neuropeptide signaling pathway; sensory perception of pain. NCBI's taxonomy places the organism in Eukaryota, Metazoa, Chordata, Actinopteri, Perciformes, Serranidae.